AUGUAUUUUGCUUUUCUGUUUAUUCAGACUUUUCUCAUUGUCAAUUUCUCAUCUGGCAUUACCGCCGUUCUCCAGCAAUUAACGGAUAACUCUGCAUCUGCGCCAUCAAUUUUGGCCCAGAACCUACCGAAGGCGUCCAACCUCUGCUUCUCA
Molecule: messenger RNA, 153 nt
Organism: Tuber aestivum (summer truffle)
Lineage: Eukaryota; Fungi; Ascomycota; Pezizomycetes; Pezizales; Tuberaceae
Source: the annotation of a GenBank genome assembly